This is a messenger RNA of Juglans microcarpa x Juglans regia, 1762 nucleotides long. RefSeq names its product splicing factor ESS-2 homolog. Lineage: Eukaryota; Viridiplantae; Streptophyta; Magnoliopsida; Fagales; Juglandaceae. Gene Ontology annotation, cellular component: catalytic step 2 spliceosome. The record is from RefSeq and is a predicted model, not a curated record.
UACGCUCGUACGUACGCACACGGCACACCACCGGCUUCACAACGCGCUUCGAUCGAUCAGUCCCCAAAGGCCAAAAUCCAAACCCUAACCCUAAUUCCAUUUCAAUCUCUCUGUUUUUUCCUAUCAGAAGUAUAACACAUAUUCUUCAGCAUGCUUCUCUCCCCGGGUCACUCUCCGCGCCACCUCUCUUCCCCUUCCCCUUCCGCAAUUUCGGAUGAUACCCUAAUUACCAAUGGAAAUUCCAAUUCUUCAACCGCCCCCAAAAACCAUAGGAACCACCCGAAGGUGCUCGACGAAGACACCUAUGUCGCGGCGAUCGAGAAGAUCAUUGAGCGGGACUUCUUCCCGGACAUCUCGAAGCUCCGGGACCGGCUCGACUGGCUCGAGGCGAUCAAGACGGGAGACCCGGUGCAAGUCCGCGAUGCCCAGUUGAAGAUCAUGGAACGCCGCGGCGGAAAGGUAAAAAAUCCCAACCCUGAUGGAAAAACCCUAACUCCCGGUUCCACAUUCUCACGAAAUUUUACUCCGUUCGAUGAAUUCAAUUCUAAAACCCCGAAAAGCACGAGGAAUUUGAGUGCUUCCAAUGGGGAAUUAUCCGGUGGUGGUGAUUCUGUGGAUUAUAGCGGUGAGAUCGACGUGUCGUUGAGUCUAGAUCAAUUCUUUAGGCGGUAUACGAGCGAGGACAAUCAUAGUUUCUCCAAAAUUGUAGAGAAAGUGAAUAGGAAAAGGAAAGAGAGAUUCGGAUAUUUGUUAGAAGGCCAAAAGGAAGAAGAUGUUAACGCAAUCGAGGGUGUGAAGAGGGAGAGAAUUACUACUGAUGGAUAUGGUACUUCAGACCAACCAGUGAGUACUCUGGAAGGGUGGAAUUAUACGGCGAAGAAUUUAUUGAUGUAUCAUCCUACUGAUAGGGGCGGCCCAUUGACAGAGGAGGAACGGGCAGUUAGGAUGAAGGGUCUAACGAAGGAAAUCAGUCGUGCCAAUACGAGAUUUCAUGGUAAACUGAUGGAUUCUAGGCCGAAAGAUGAUGGGAAGGUUGAAGUGCUUUAUACACCAGUGGCAGGGGCAACUCCAGUUCCGGUGUUUGAUAGAGAUGGGGAUAAGUCGAAGAAGUAUGAUUUGGAUGAUUUGAGGAAGACCCCAAAUCCGUUUUAUGUCGAAUCUGGCAAAAAAGCGACAGACGGGUAUAGUUUUGUUAAGACUCCGUCACCAGCACCAGGGGUUGAUGAGUCACCAUUUAUUACGUGGGGUGUAAUUGAAGGUACACCGUUGAGGUUGGAUCUGGAGGACAACCCCCUUGAUAUUGGGGGUAGUGGUGAGGGGCCUCAGUAUAAUAUUCCACGAGCAGCUGCAAGGGAUGAGAAGGCUCAUUCCCUGUCGAGGGUGGCUGCACGCAAAUUGAGAGAGAGGUCAAAGAUGUUUCAGAAGCCUCCUCUGCCAUCUCCUGUUAGAGGAGGAAGUGCUAGUCCAAGUGUGCGGACACUUUCUCGUGCUGCUCAGAAGUUUGUCAGGAAUGCAAUUGCCAAGUCAUCAUCUACUGUUGAUGAAACUCUCCGUGCUAGUUACCGAGGUGCGAGCCCUGGUUUGGCUACUCCUAAAAGUGGAAGGAGCGUUUCAAGGUUUGGUAGAGAUGGGAGUACGGGUUCCAGGUCACCUUCUAUAAGGGAGGGUUCAAAUCCUCCUUGGUGAUGUUCUUAAUUUUUCUUUGUUAUGUUAUGUAUAAUCGUUCAAUACCUUGAAGUAAUAAAAUGCUUUGUUGACUGUA